Molecule: messenger RNA, 4503 nt
Organism: Indicator indicator
Lineage: Eukaryota; Metazoa; Chordata; Aves; Piciformes; Indicatoridae
Gene: PRDM2
Product: PR/SET domain 2
Exons: 3
Coding region: 34-4434 (1466 amino acids)
Cellular component (GO): nucleus
Molecular function (GO): histone methyltransferase activity
Source: RefSeq, a predicted model, not a curated record
AAAAAGGCUGAUUUGGAUUCUACUUCUGCAGAUAUGAGGGAUGCUAAAGAGGGUCAUAAAGAGGAAGAUGAAACACCCUCUGUUUCUGCUGUACUGUCCCUGGAGCAAACAGCUGUGAUUCAGGAGAUGGUAAAUCAGGAUGUACUUCCAAAGCUCAUGAUCCCCAGUCCUACCAGUGAACCACAAAUAGUGACUGAAGACAAGCAAGGAGAAAUAAUAAACUGUGCAUCAGAUGAUUUGGAUGAUGAUGAAGAGGAGGAUGAUGAAGAGGAAGAAGAUGAAGAGGAGAUAGAAGAUACCAAUAUGCCUAAAGACAACUCUGAAAUGCCUUUGAUAUGUGAAGAAAAGUUAGAGUCUGUGGAAGAGCAGAAGAGUCUGUCAGAAGAAUCUCCAGAAAGCUCUCCAAAGAAAAAGCUUGUUGUGAAAAUUCCAAAAGCUAGAGGUGAAUCCAAUGGUGAUGUUCAGGAAACAUUCAUGUUUCCCUGUCAGCACUGUGAGAGGAAGUUCACAACAAAGCAAGGCCUGGAACGCCACAUGCACAUCCACAUAUCUACUAUCAACCAUGCUUUCAAGUGUCGGUACUGCGGGAAAGCCUUUGGCACUCAAAUCAACAGGCGAAGGCACGAGCGACGCCACGAGUCAGGGCUGAAAAGAAAACCCUUCCUAACACUAACAUCAUCACAACACUUGGAUAAUGUUGGUGAUAACCAAAUAAUUGUGGAUGAUGGUCUUAAAGAUGACCUGAACGUUUCAAGUCUGGUGCAAGACUCUGUUGUCUUGGAUUCGGAGAAAGUUUCCCAAGAGUUGUCCAACUCUGCUUUUGCUGAGGAAAAUAAGGAGCCCAAAGAAUUGCAUCCCUGCAAAUACUGCAAAAAGGUUUUUGGAACUCACACCAACAUGAGGAGGCACCAGCGCAGGGUUCAUGAGCGCCAUCUUAUUCCCAAAGGUGUCAGAAGAAAAGGAUUCUUCACUGAAGAGCCACCGCUUCAGAUAGAGCAGGCCUCAGCAGUCCAGAGCGUGUAUAUAGCAAGCACAGAGAUAGAAGAGGAAGGGGAAGUAGAUGAUGUCUAUAUUAUGGAUAUUUCCAGCAAUAUCUCUGAAAAUUUAAAUUAUUACAUUGAUGGUAAAAUUCAGUCCAACAGCAGCACUAGCAACUGUGAUGUGAUUCAGAUGGAGUCCAACUCUGCAGACUUGUAUGGGCUAAAUUGUAUAAUCAGCCCAGUCACAGUGGAGAUUGCCCCAAAUUUAAAGGUUACGCAAACACAUGUGAAUGAACCUCCUAAGGAACCCUCCAGCAGCGGGAGCAAUGAAUCCAAAAAGAGGAGAACUGCCAGCCCUCCUCUUGUACCAAAAAUAAAAACUGAAAUAGACCCAGAACCUAUAACUCCUACUAGUUCUUUAAAUCUUCCUCUUAGCAUUUCAACAGAAAGUUUGCCUUUCAAUAAAGAGAAAGGGGUUUAUUUGUCAUCCAAAUUAAAACAGCUUCUUCAGACACAGGACAGUAAGAAGAUAACUCAAUCAAGUGAAAUCCCUAAACUAGGGCCUUCUGUUACAUCAUCACCUAUUUUGCCUCCAGUAUCAGGUAGAUUUAAAAGAAGGACCAGCUCUCCUCCUAGUUCUCCACAGCACAGUCCAGUACUUCGAGACCUUAAAUCAGGUGAGGGAAAAACUGUAUGGAAUGAUAAUAUUCGGAGUUCAAAAAUGCCAAAGUUAGAAACCCACAGCAACUCACCUGCUUGGAGCUUGACUGGACGGGAGGAGAAAGAGUCUCUGAGCCCUCAUUGCUUUGAAGACUACAAAAUCUCGAAAGAAUGGACAGCAGCUCCAGCUUUUGGUAGUGUGUGCAACCAGCAGCCGCUGGAUUUAUCCAGUGGUGUGAAACAAAGGUCUGACAUCAAAAACAAGAAUCAGGUUCCUUGGGAAUCUGUCUUAGAUCUAAGUGUGCAUAAGAAGCCUGGCAGCGAUGCUGAAAUUAGGGACUAUAAAGAAAAUUCCAUACAGCCAACCUGUAGUGGUGUUAAAAAGAAGAAACCAACCACCUGCAUGUUGCAGAAGGUCCUGCUCAAUGAGUAUAACGGGAUGGAUGCAGCCACGGACAGCACGCUCAGUGUGAGCACGAGCGUGAGCCCGAGCAAAGCCCUGGAGCCUCAGGCAGAACCUGAUGUGGAUCCCAGUCUGUCUGCAUCAUCUUCUGUUGACGCUCAGCCCCUCAGUUCUUCUGCUUCCCCUGUGUCACAGGCAUCUGCUGUACCUCCCGUGUGCCAGCUGCCUCCUUUGUUAACACCAACCAAUCCUCCUUCCCCGCCUCCCUGCCCGCCUGUGCUGACAGUUGCUACAUCACCACCUCCCCUCCUUCCACCAAUGCCCUUACCAACUCCAGAUGUCUCUGCCAGUGCCACUAACACUUCGUCCUGUCCGUCACCACUUUCUAACACUACCACCCAGUCCCCUCUCCCAGUUCUCUCACCUACGGUUUCUCCUUCUCCGUCCCCUGUUCCUUCUGUUGAACCUCUUGUUUCUGCUGCUUCACCCGGUCCUCCCACGCUCUCUUCCUCAUCUUCUUCCUCCUCUUCCUCUUCUUCUUUCUCCUCCUCUUCAUCUUCCUCGUCUCCCUCUCCACCUCCUCUUUCUGUGGUUUCUUCUGUUGUUUCCUCUGCUGAUAAUCUUGAAAAUACUCUCCCGAUGAUAAAACAGGAAGAAGCUGAAACUGAACAGCAGAAAGCAAGAGAAGAUCCUCAUACUUCAAGUGAAACGGGAGGAGUAGUGCAGGAAACGUUCAACAAAAGCUUUGUGUGCAAUGUCUGCGAAUCACCUUUUCUUUCCAUUAAAGACCUAACCAAGCAUUUAUCCAUUCACGCUGAAGAAUGGCCCUUCAAAUGUGAAUUCUGUGUACAGCUUUUUAGGGAUAAAACAGACUUGUCAGAACACCGCUUUCUGCUUCACGGAGUAGGAAAUAUCUUUGUUUGCUCGGUCUGUAAAAAGGAGUUUGCUUUUUUGUGCAAUCUGCAGCAGCAUCAGCGAGAUCUCCAUCCAGACAAAGAGUGCACACAUCACGAGUUUGAAAGUGGGACUUUGAGACCCCAGAAUUUUACUGACCCCAGUAAGGCGAACGUGGAGCACAUGCAGAGCCUACCGGAGGAUUCCUUGGAACCCUCUAAAGAGGAGGAAGAUGAAGAUCUAAAUGAUUCCUCCGAGGAGCUUUAUACUACUAUAAAAAUAAUGGCUUCUGGAGUAAAAUCUAAAGAUCCAGAUGUUCGUAUGGGCCUCAACCAACACUACCCGAGCUUUAAACCACCUCCGUUUCAGUAUCACCAUCGUAAUCCUAUGGGUAUUGGAGUUACUGCCACGAACUUCACUACCCACAAUAUUCCACAGACUUUUACCACUGCCAUUCGAUGCACAAAAUGUGGGAAGAGUGUGGAUAACAUGCCUGAGUUACACAAACACAUCCUGGCCUGUGCUUCUGCCAGUGAUAAAAAGAGAUACACGCCUAAAAAAAAUCCAGUGCCACUGAAACAGACAGUACAGCCUAAGAAUGGCAUGGUGGUUCUAGCUGGCCCUGGAAAGAAUGCCUUCAGAAGAAUGGGUCAGCCUAAAAGACUCAAUUUUAAUGUUGAGAUUAGCAAAAUGUCCUCAAAUAAACUAAAAAUAAGUGCAUUGAAAAAGAAAAACCAGCUCGUCCAGAAAGCUAUCUUGCAAAAAAAGAAAUCUGCCCAGCAGAAGGCAGAGCUGAAAAAUCAUCCAUCCGAGUCAGACUCUCACAUCUGCCCCUACUGUAACAGAGAGUUUACUUACAUUGGGAGUUUGAACAAGCAUGCCUCGUACAGCUGUCCCAAAAAGCCCAUCUCUCCCUCCUCUAAAAAGAAUUCCAAAAAAAGUGCAAAUUCUUCCCCUGCAAGCAGUGAGAAAGGCAGCAACCAGCGCAGGCGGACGGCGGAUGCAGAAAUCAAAAUGCAGGGCAUGCAGCCUCACUUGGGCAAGACUAGAGCACGCACCUCAGGACCCACACAAAUCCAGCUCCCCUCUGCGUCCUUCAGAUCCAAACAAAAUGUUAAAUUUGGGCCUUCCAUGCGAUCCAAAAAGCCAAACUCUUCAUCCCUGAGGAACUCUAGUCCUGUAAGAGUGUCCAAAAUGUCCCACGUUGAGGGGAAAAAAGCUAAGAUGGUGGCUAAGAACAGUUCUGCUGGAAUCUCCAGCAAAGCCUCCCGGAAACUGCACGUCAGGAUACAAAGGAAUAAUAAAGCUGUUUUGCCAAGCAAGUCUGCUGUGGCAACUAAGAAAAAGGCAGACAGGUUCGCUGUGAAGUCCAGAGAGAGGAUUGGGGGACCUAUCACACGGAGCCUCCAGCAGGCAGCAAACGCAGAGGCAGCAGAAAACAAACGAGAUGAAAGCAGUGCAAAGCAAGAACUAAAAGAUUUCAGGAAUCUGCUGUAAAAUCCAAACAAACAAACAAAAGUCCCUUAAUGCUAUGGUAGAGCUGUUGCAUGCUCAACUUAAGAUGAG